AUGUGCUCUGACCCCUACAGGAAAGGAGGCAACAACAAGCUGAUAAAGAUCUUCCACCGGGAGGGGAAGUACGGCUUCUCCGACCCUUUGACCUUCAGCUCCGUGGUGGAGCUCAUCAACCAUUACCGCCACGAGUCCCUGGCGCAGUACAACCCCAAACUGGACGUCAAGCUGCUGUACCCGGUGUCCAAACACCAGCAGGACCAGGUGGUGAAGGAGGACAGUAUUGAAGCUGUAGGGAAGAAGCUCCACGAAUAUCAUCUGCAGUACCAGGAGAAGAACCGGGAGUACGACCGACUGUACGAGGAAUACACCAGAACCUCACAGGAGAUCCAGAUGAAGAGGACGGCCAUCGAGGCGUUUAAUGAGACCAUAAAGAUCUUCGAGGAGCAGUGUCAGACUCAGGACCGCUUCAGCAAAGAGUACAUCGAGAAGUUUCGCCGGGAGGGCAACGACAAGGAGAUCCAGAGGAUCAUGGAGAACUACGACAAGCUGAAGUCUCGAAUCAGUGAGAUCGUGGACAGUAAGCGUCACCUGGAGGUGGAUCUGAAGACACAGGCCGCAGACUACAGAGAGAUCGACAAGAAGAUGAACAGCAUCAAACCAGACCUGAUCCAGCUCCGCAAGACCAGGGACCAGUACCUCAUGUGGUUGACCCAGAAGGGAGUUCGUCAGAGGAAACUCAACGAGUGGCUGGGCCUGAAGAACGAAACAACCGAGGAGUAAGUUUGAUAAAUCAACUUGUUUU
This is a messenger RNA of Notothenia coriiceps (black rockcod), 748 nucleotides long. Its product is annotated as phosphatidylinositol 3-kinase regulatory subunit alpha-like. The record is from RefSeq and is a predicted model, not a curated record. Gene Ontology annotation, cellular component: phosphatidylinositol 3-kinase complex. The transcript has 5 exons. Gene Ontology annotation, biological process: phosphatidylinositol phosphate biosynthetic process; insulin receptor signaling pathway. Gene Ontology annotation, molecular function: 1-phosphatidylinositol-3-kinase regulator activity. Lineage: Eukaryota; Metazoa; Chordata; Actinopteri; Perciformes; Nototheniidae. The coding region runs from base 1 to 726 and encodes 241 amino acids.